Messenger RNA from Cucumis sativus (cucumber), 1776 nucleotides. RefSeq lists its product as uncharacterized. NCBI's taxonomy places the organism in Eukaryota, Viridiplantae, Streptophyta, Magnoliopsida, Cucurbitales, Cucurbitaceae. Gene Ontology annotation, molecular function: transcription coactivator activity. The transcript is spliced from 7 exons. The coding region runs from base 248 to 1357 and encodes 369 amino acids. The record is from RefSeq and is a predicted model, not a curated record. Gene Ontology annotation, cellular component: nucleus. Gene Ontology annotation, biological process: positive regulation of DNA-templated transcription.
AAGAGUAAUUAUCCUAAGUUCAUAUUCCAUAUGUAGCUUGAUUUGGACGAACCCUAGUUUCCAUUUCAAAUUUGGGAAAUUUUUCCUUUUGAUUCUCAUCCUUUCCCGCUGUGACAUACUUCACAUCUUCACAAACCUCCCGCCAUUCGUUUCAAUUUUAGUUGGGUACCCAGUUCUCUCCAUCACUCAGCGUGAAGAAAUUCUAGUGCACGAUUUGAUUUUUUUUUUUUUUUUGCAAACUAGAGAUAUGAUGAAAGGAAGAAAUUCUGGGAAUUUUUCGAAUCCAUGUUUGACAAUGCAUCAGCCAUGGGCUUCUUUGCUUGUCUACGGAAUCAAACGCAUCGAGGGCAGGUCUUGGCCUGCACCGCUUAGAGGCCGUCUUUGGAUUCAUGCUGCGAGUAAGGUUCCUGAGGAUUCUACAAUCAAAGCAAUGGAGGAUUUCUAUAGAGAACUUUAUGCUUUGGAUGGAAUUACUGAUCUUAAGUUUCCAGAACAUUAUCCUGUUUCAAGGCUUUUAGGGUGUGUUGAAGUCGUUGGCUGUGUUCGUGGUGAAGAACUGAAAAACUGGGAUAAAGUACCUGAAGGGGUUAGAGUAGAAGCUCAAACUGAUUUCUGCUGGCUCUGUGAACAACCACAGAAAUUGCUGAUUCCAUUUGAGAUGCGCGGUUUCCAGGGUGUUUAUAACUUAGAAAAGAGGAUAUUUGAAGCAGCAGUUAGAGGUCUCACCCGUGUUAAAUGCCCACUGCCUGUAAAGUUUCAACUUCCAGAUCCUAGAGAUCCCUUCUCCUUGAAGCCAGGAUCUGUAUCUUCAUGUUCUCCCGAGACUAAAGGAUCUGGAUCUGAAGUGGAUAAGUCAUCUAAACUCAAUGCUGCGAUAGCUGGUGCUCGAGCAGCCGCUACUCAGUUUACGAGAAAGUACCAGGACCCCCAGACUUCGUCUGAUUUUGGAAUGGGAAGUAAAUCCAGAACUGAAUUCUUGGGAGGAGAUCAAUUUCAAUCUUCCAACUUCCGUCAAGACAAUGUUUCACGAGGAAAUUUCGAAGUUGGAAUGGGAAGUAAAUCCAGAACUGAAUUCUUGGGAGGAGAUCAAUUUCAAUCUUCCAACUUCCGUCAAGACAAUGUUUCACGAGGAAAUAUCGAAGUUGGAAUGGGAAGUAAAUCCAGAACUGAAUUCUUGGGAAGAGAUCAAUUUCAAUCUUCCCACUUCCGUCAAGACAAGGUUUCACGAGGAAAUAUCCAAGAACAAACUAGUGGCUACCAUGUUCGAUCUCAGGGACUUUUUGCACAACGACAGCAGCAAAGUAGAGCUCCUUCCAAGAUAUUUGCCGCUGCUGUGAGAGAUCUGAAACCGACAUGAAUGUUGACCAAUUCAAUUGCUGAGAGGAUUUGUACAUAGAGAAGCAGCUGUAACUGGUGUUUUGUUGGUUAUGGUUUAAGUUAUAAAUAGAGGGUUUGGGUUGAGAGGAAAGUGAAGUAUUUUGUGGAAUUCCCAUGGUAGGAAAUUUGGUAGAGUCUAGCCCUUUUGAAAAGCUAGGAGUUACCUUGUUAAUUGUAUAAGCUUAUCCGUUUAUUGGUGCUUUUAUUAUCAUAUAUGUAUAUAUUUUUAUCAAAAGAAACCCUUGUGCAGUUGAAUUUUUUGAGAAUACACUCUCAAAAGCUAGAUUUUACUUGAGAAAUAUGUGAUUCAAUCUACAUUAAAUAGUCUAUGGAGGGUUUGUUUAAGUUACAUUUGGAUUAUUUAAAUCAGCAAAGACUUGGUCGUUUGUUCUCAUGAAA